Messenger RNA from Sander lucioperca (pikeperch), 878 nucleotides. RefSeq names its product heat shock protein, alpha-crystallin-related, b6 (gene hspb6). Gene Ontology annotation, molecular function: protein folding chaperone. Bases 191 to 631 code for a protein of 146 amino acids. Lineage: Eukaryota; Metazoa; Chordata; Actinopteri; Perciformes; Percidae. The record is from RefSeq and is a predicted model, not a curated record. Gene Ontology annotation, biological process: response to heat; protein refolding. The transcript is spliced from 4 exons.
CCAGUAUAAAACACACACACACAGUCAGUCACGUCAAGCAUCCAGAGGACAAGGAGCUUGGAGUCAGACAGACCGGCGCACCAGUGCAUCAUCGUUACUCACAGUACCUGCUUUAGAACUCACCACAAGCAGUUAAACAGGGGCUGUCCUUUCCCGCACACUUAUUUAGACAGGGAAUAUAAGAAGAGAAAUGGACUUCAUCCUGCCACCCAAUCUGCCAGAUGGUGGUAUCCCAUGGGAGAAGGUUUUACCACCUCUUAUUCCUGGUCUCAAUGGGACUUAUGGACAAUAUAAUUGGUUUCCGAAAUUACUGAUGCCAGAGACUGAUAAUACCAGCUCCGCAGAGGUUAACUGUGACAACAGUGGAUUUACAGUUCAAGUUGAUGUAAAGCACUUCAACCCAGAGGACCUAAUGGUCAAAGUAAUAGGAGACUUUGUGGAAGUGCAAGGAAAGCAUGAAGAAAAAAAGAAGGAUGGUCCAGGGGUUACAACACGGCAGUUUAACCGGCGCUACCGAAUCCCAAAGGGAGUGGACACCAUGGCUUUGGAGUCAGCGGUCUCUCCAGAUGGCAUCCUUAUCAUAUCUGCACCGAUGCUGCAAACCGAGGACCCCAGAAUCCUGACCAAAUAACCUUAAUACCAAGCACUCAAAUCUCAACCAUCUUCACUGUGCAUAAAAAAAGUGUAAUGGAAGCCUUUGAGAACUCACAGGCACAUGCAAAAAUAACUUCAGGCUUCUUUAUCUACAGCAACACUCAACAUGUGCCAAAACACCCAUUUGUUCUGUUCCUGGCACUGUUCUAAUAUUCCCUGCUCUCUGAGGUUUGUAUAUACUGCUCUGCUAUUACUCAUCAAUCUUACAUGAUGUUUCAAGGAAC